AGUCAUCGACGUGCAUUCACCGGAGACGCAGCUAAUCGGUGUGUUUGUUUGUUACUUUAGGCAGAAAUUGGCGGCUUUUCGGCGUCCUUGCCUGCAAACAUGUGCUUCAGCUAGGACAGUAAUAGGGAGAGAUCCGUUCGUUGUUAUUUCGUGCGACGGUGUAGUUUUUGUUUUCUGUUAGCGGAGGCAGUGCUAGAUUACACUAUCGUGAGGUGAGGAAAUAACAAAUCGCCAAAAUUCCACUCUACCGGGAUCAUUCACCGUAUCUGUACCAGCUUGUGUACGGAGCCAAACGAAGGCAGCAGCAGGUCAUGCAGGCCAUCGCGUACAACGAGCGAUUCUUCAUUGAGAACUAUUCGCACGUAGACGAAGACGACGACGAUGAGCUGUUUCUGAACUACGAUUGGUCCUCGACGGAUACGAUGUCGGCGAAAAGUAUUACCAGUAUUUCCAGUCAGAAUAACGACAUGGACGGCAGUGGAGAGCGUCUUUCGCUGGCCUACGAAAAAUUGUCGCAAAUUCCGCGUAAAAUCGCGGAGAAAUUCUCACGGACAACCACGAUACUGGACCUAAGCUACAACAAUAUCAAAGAUCUCUCCUUCCUCUCUUACUUCCGGCAGCUGAAUACCCUAAUCCUGGACAAGAAUCCGCUACCGGAUGAGCAAACCUUCCCGUCGCUGCCGAAUCUCGAGCUGCUUUGGCUGAACCACUGUGAUAUCGACAACGUCCAGCGAUGGGUGUACCGGAUUCGGGACUGUUGUCCCUCGCUGCGGUACCUCUCGCUGCUGGGAAAUCCUGGCGCGACGUCCUCCUUCAACGGUAACUCCACGCUCGAGCACAACGACUACCGGAUGAUGGUGAUCAGUGUGCUGCCCCAGCUGCGCUACCUGGAUGACGCCGAAGUGACCGCCUCCCAGCGGGAUCAAGCACGCCAGUUCAAGCACAACAACUACAACAUUGGCCAAACGCCUUUCAACAUUUUCGAAAGUGUCGGCCGGGGUGAACAGAUGGGCCGAAAGGCGGCCCAGCGGAGACCCCGGCGAGCUCGGACGCACGUCUCCGAUGAUUCGUGAGAAGAUGGCUAGCAUUAGUGAAAAACUUACCAAUAUUUUGAUGUCCGACAAACCAAUAUUUUGAUGACAAACGGUCCAUGAACGACCGUUGCUAGAAGCUUGGUAUAGUACGAAUCCAGAAAGGAUGAUCAAUCUUUCUAAAGCUUGUUGUAUUUCUAAGUGUAUAUUUUUACAAGAUAAUAAACUGUUGUUGUGUACAUAAAAUAAAUGUUUUGAAAUUUCCAA
This is a messenger RNA of Wyeomyia smithii (pitcher-plant mosquito), 1298 nucleotides long. Its product is annotated as leucine-rich melanocyte differentiation-associated protein-like. The coding region runs from base 312 to 1073 and encodes 253 amino acids. Lineage: Eukaryota; Metazoa; Arthropoda; Insecta; Diptera; Culicidae. The record is from RefSeq and is a predicted model, not a curated record. Gene Ontology annotation, molecular function: protein binding. The transcript has 4 exons.